Messenger RNA from Clunio marinus, 2108 nucleotides. NCBI's taxonomy places the organism in Eukaryota, Metazoa, Arthropoda, Insecta, Diptera, Chironomidae. The record is from the annotation of a GenBank genome assembly.
ACAGAUGGCGCUGAUCACGAAGGGAUGUUUCCACUAGCUGCCCUACUGACUGGAGCUUUAAUGACAAUUGGGGUUGCUGUUCUUCUUAUCGUUAUUUUAGCUAUAAAAAAGAAUCGAGAACAACCGCAGCCACAUGAAAAUGGUAUCAAGGAGAAGCAUAUUGGCAUGGACAUUACCGUCACAACACCAUUAGAAAUGAACGUUGGUCAACAAAAGUAUGUGGUUGCUUACACACUUAAAGGCAGUGAAAAACAGCCAGAUAUUCUCAAUGCCCAAAAAUCCACCGACGCUAUAGAUUCUGUUCAGAAAAUGGGAUCUCCAGCUGCUAUUCGUCCUGAUGCCCUCUUUAGUACAUCAUCAUCAUCAUCGUCUAAGCACACAAAAUCAAACGAACAACAGCAACAUCAACAACAUUCAACACCACCAAGUCAUCAAAGCACAUUAAAGUAUAAUGAUAAUGGUACUAAAAGCUACAUGACACUUAAUCAUAAUCAUAGUAUGACUGGGAAUUACAAUGUACAGCCGCCACCAUACACUCAUAGCCCAGCUAUGAUGAAUGAUUAUGAAGCCCCUCUAAAUUAUACUGUCAACUAUAAUCCAGCAUCUGGUGCAUCGAAUGCGGUUUCAACUUACCGAAAAAUCUCACCCGAAUAUAAUAAUCUCAAUAAUCUUUUUAAUAGCACGAACACGACAACGUCGGCGACCGUAAAUAGUCAUUUAAAGAAUGAAUUACUGGAGAGUUCCGACAAUUUUUUAGAAUUUGAAAGAGCCGUUCUUGACAACAGAUUAAGUAGUGGUGUAAAUAAUAGUAACGAAGAAUAUGAAUUUACCAAUAAUGCAAACGGUCCUAAUGUCAACAAUGAACGCUUUCAAUCCACAAAUGAAUUUGUCAACGAAACAAUGGAUUAUAAGAAUUUGGCGAACCAAAUCGCAAAUACAAUCUCAAAUAUCAAUUCGACACUUAAUAGAAGUCGUAACCGUAAUCAUAUCCUUACUGAAAACCUGCCCGGACCUGAAAGUUGCGUCUAAGUUUCAUCUUUCAAAAAAUUUAAUCUUUAACAAGACUUUCAUACGUUGUGAGACUUGAGUUAAGAAAGUGACAUUAAUUAAGCGAUUUGAUAUCAUAACAGAAAGCUUUACGUCGUCGCUUGUUUAACUGAAGUGUUACUAAUGUUUCAAAUAUGCUCAUUCUCAACUUAUUAUCCAUUCGAAACUCGAAUGAAAAAAAUUCAAAAGACUUUGUAAUGUUUAAGACAUAAUCCUAGGUUUAACUGCUAGUUAAUUUCCAAACUGAGAAAUUAAAUUUUCAACCCCUCCAUAGCAUAUCCAAGAAGUAAAAAAAUGAUAUCGAUGACAAGUUAGAUAAAUUUUUUCAUUCCAUUGUCAUAUCGUUUAACUUUAUAUUCAAACCCUUAGCAAUAUUUUCUACGAGAAAAUCUCCUUUUGUAAAUAAUAUUUGUACAGUUAAAAAAGGAAAAUAAAUAGUUGUAAUGAGUUUCAGAACGGCACUAGAUGUAAAUCAAUUAAAUUCAUAUAAUAUGUACGUAGACAAUACAAGCAAACAUUAAAACAAAAAUUUAUUUUCAAUUUUCUUAAUUUUCCAUAAUUAGUUUUAAUUCAUUUUCCUUCAACUUUCAUUUUGAUUUGAUUCUUCAUUUCAUCUUCAAUAUCUAAUAGCAUUGAACUUCAAACUCGAAAAACUUUCAUUCAUACGUGUGAAAUCAAAUCAUCUAAGUUACAUCGAAUCACUUGUUAAUCGAACAACUUUAGGAAGAUUUUCUAGAAUUUAAGAUGAAGACUUAUUGUUUUUCUAAGAUAUUAAGAAUAAAGUUAAGAAGCAGUUUAAUGUUGUUAGAAAAAGAAAAUCAAAAAGUUAUGCUGAAAAAAAUUCAUAUCGCCUAAAAAUUUGUUCAUUGAUUUCUUCCAAAAUUUUUAAACUUUUGUUUCUCUUAUUCGCUGUAACUUAAAUUUUAAUUUAUUGUCAUGAAAUGCUUUAAUUUGGAGUCAAGAAAAAUAGAAAAUAAAUGAAUAAUAUUAAAUGUAUACCUAUGCUUUUCAGCUCAAUGUGAUAUGAAUUAAAAAAGAAAAUAAAAGGAAUCGUGAAUAAA